Messenger RNA from Saprolegnia parasitica CBS 223.65, 2109 nucleotides. RefSeq lists its product as hypothetical. Gene Ontology annotation, biological process: protein K11-linked ubiquitination; positive regulation of mitotic metaphase/anaphase transition; anaphase-promoting complex-dependent catabolic process. The record is from RefSeq and is a predicted model, not a curated record. Gene Ontology annotation, cellular component: nuclear periphery; anaphase-promoting complex. Lineage: Eukaryota; Oomycota; Saprolegniomycetes; Saprolegniales; Saprolegniaceae. The transcript has 13 exons. Bases 1 to 2109 code for a protein of 702 amino acids. Gene Ontology annotation, molecular function: protein binding.
AUGAGCCACGCCUACGCGGUGCUCCAGGAGCGGAGCUUGGGCGCGGCCACGGUCGCGUGCUGCCCGACCAUGGACAUCGUCGCCGUCCUUACGACAGACGAUCAGCUUCUUGUCUACCGCACGGUGGCCUGGCAGCGACUGCUGCACGUGACGCCCUCGGACGUUGACGCGCCCAUGACCGUCCUCGCAUGGCGACCCGAUGGGCUCGUGCUGGCUGUGGGUCAUGCAAACGGCAAGAUCGUGCUCUACGACAUGGAGACGGGCGAGGCGACGAUGCAGCUUUUCGGCAAAGUGCACGCAUGGGAGCACACACAAGCCAUUUCCGCUCUCGACUGGGCUGCGGCGGGCGCAGCGCCAUCGACCCACCGGUAUGAAGAUCGAACGUCGCGUUGCGUCAUGAACCCGCCGAGCGAGUCCUCGACCGAGACAGCCGCCAAGUUCACAAAGGUUCCGGCGCUCGACGACAGCCGCCACAUCCUCGUCUCGGGCGAUACCAGCGGCACGAUUCUCUUCUGGGCACUUGGCUCGGUGUGCAUUCGCCGACUGCAGCCAGCCGGCGUCCAGCAUGUGACCGAGCUGCACCUUCUGCCCGACUUGUCGGCGCUGCUCAUCGGCUCACAAGAAGACUCGAGACAUCAGAUCCUGUCGCUCGCGCUGUCCGACCUAUCGGCGCACCAAGGCCAGCUCUUUGUCGUCUCCCACCACGUGCGCGAGGUCCAAAAGCUGCUGCACACACUCGACACGACCUUGAAGCAGCUCACAACCGAGUGGACCAACGGAACGCGGGUCUUGGAGGCAAAGAUGCGGCUGCUGUCGUCUGCGUACGCAAAGUACUCGUCGUUUGAAGCGCACAUGUAUGCACUGCUCUGCGCGGGCCUUGGCUUUCCGGCGCUGACCAACUUCUUCGCCCAAGACAUGCAAGAGCAGAGCCUGCAGCGCAGUCAAAAAGCCUUCUUCCACGCCUGUCACUCGAUGCAGACUCUGAUCCACGAGCAGCUCCGCGUCGCCGCCUCCAACGUGCUCUUCCGCCUCUGCGAGCUCCGGGGCUUGACGUCCACGGCGCCGUCCCACCGUCCAGCGUCUGUAGUGCACCUCUCGGCCAUGGUUGCUAUGGUUGAAGUGCUAUUGCUCAAGCUCGAGCAGCUACAGAUUGCGCUGCGGGAGACGGAGCUGGACUACGCACUGCUCUUUCGGUGGUUUGGCACGAUCAUGGCGGCCCACGGCACGGCGCGCCCCAAGGCCGCGACGAAGCUCUCGCUGCCCGAUACGAAGCGCCUCGGUCGUUUCUUGUUGCGCGCCACGACCACCGCCAUGGCCUUCCGCGGGCACUGCAACAGCACGCGAAGCCAUCACGAUCCAGCCGAUGGUUUUGAGGUGGAAACGACGUUUGGAAACCCCGUCGCCGAGAUGCUCGGCAAGUGUCCGUGGAAGGCAAGCCAACGCCUCGACACGUCUGCGUCCUUUGCCCUCGACGGCGAGGAAGAAUACGCGUCGCACAGCCUCGUCGCGCUCUGCGCUGCGAUCGAAGCGACGUGGCACACGCAGCUUUUGGGCGAAAACGGCUUGGGCCAUCCGUCGGGUCCACCUGCGUCGCCAGUGCUCGUCACUGCGUCGUCGAGCAGCUUUGAAAUGGGGACGCUCGCGUCAGCGCCGCUCCUUGUGUUUCCGCUCAACGGCGCGAUCGGGCUCGGGCGCUGCGUCCAAGGGCGUUGGCACAUGGCAGUGCUUCGACUACCGUCCGCAGAUCGACUCAUUGACCAGUGCCUCUACUCGCGCGACGGGCAGAGCCAGCUCGCUCUUCUUCACGCGUCUGGCUCGGAGCAGCGGCUGUCGCUGGUGGCGCUCGCGUCGGUUGCAUUUGCUCCGCCAUGGACGACCGAUGUGGCGUGGACGACCAGCGCGUUGGAGACACUCGAGGCGCACGAGGUGACGACAUUUCGAAAGCAGCGAGCGCUCUCGACAGCCAUCUUUGAUGCGGUCGUUGGCAACGGCGUACGCGGUGUGCUUGGCGUCCUAUCCAUAGCCGACCGACGCCUCAUGCUCUUUGACGCGGAAGACGACGAAGACGACGACGAGGACGAAGAAGAUGACGAUGACAUGCACGAAUAG